CUUGGACCAGCAGGGAAAUAACGCUGCGCUCAACAGAUUUUACAGGUUUGCCUGUGCGCGUAAAGACGCGCGAAAAUGGACUAAUUUAGUGAUCUGAACCGAAUCUGUGCCAUAAUUCUGGGUGAUUUCGAAAACAGUGGCCUUUCUCUCAAAGGAAUGAUGGAGAUCCAUAAUCUGCGCUCGUUCAGUCCACCGUGAGUGGGCGAUUGCUUCCAGGGGGACUUCAUGCGCUUUAACAGGACUUCCUAUCUCUCCAUAACAAAGCAUGCUGUGUUUGAUUCGGGCCCAGCUCACCUACAAGUCCCUGUAACAGCUAGAAAUGAGGAGCCGUGGUGGGUUUAAAAGCUCGGCCGGACUGUCAGCGGUGCGCUCCUGUCUGCUGCUGCUCUUCAUCCACAUCGGCGCUCCGUUGGAAGCGCGGCGAGUGCGCGGCGGCCGUGCCCAGAGCAGGAGGAUGCAGCCGCAGCAGCAGGAGCAGCAGCAGCAGGCGGGCCAGCAGCGGCUGGAAGGGCCGGAGAGCUUCCCAUUAGACUUUACAGCCGUGGAGAGCAACAUGGACAACUUUAUGGUGCAGGUUAAGAAUCUGGCGCAGUCACUGUACCCGUGCUCUGCGCAAAAGCUGGAGCAAAACAUGAAGCUGCACCUCUUGAAGAACUCGUCCGUGACUUGUAAUGAUGGUUCACCUGCGGGGUACUACAUCAAGGAGUCUAAAGGCAGCAGGAGGUGGCUCCUGUUCCUGGAAGGUGGCUGGUACUGCUUCAACAGGCAGACCUGCAGCAGCAGAUAUGAGACCAUGAGAAGUCUGAUGAGCUCCUCCCAGUGGCCACAGAGCAGAAAAGGAACGGGAGUUUUGUCUCCAGAGCCAGAGGAAAACCCUCACUGGUGGAACGCCAACAUGGUUUUCCUGCCUUACUGCUCCAGCGACGUGUGGAGUGGAGCCAUGCCAAAGACCGAGCACAACGAUUACGCCUUCAUGGGCUCCCUGAUCAUCAAGGAGGUGGUGAAGGAGCUGCUGACUAAAGGUCUGGACAAAGCCAAGGUCCUGCUCCUGGCGGGCAGCAGCGCGGGAGGCACCGGCGUCCUGCUCAACGUGGACCACGUCGCAGAGCAGCUGCAGUCAGCGGGCCACGGGGGCGUGCAGGUCCGGGGCUUGGCCGACUCCGGCUGGUUCCUGGACAACAAGCAGUACAAAGUCACCGACUGCCUGGACACCAUCAGCUGCGCCCCCACCGAGGCCAUAAAGAGAGGCAUCAGGCACUGGGGUGGGCUGGUGCCAGAGAGCUGCAGACAGGCUCACGUGGGAGAGGAGUGGAACUGCUUCUUUGGGUAUAAAGUCUACCCCACGUUGAAAAGUCCGGUGUUCGUGGUGCAGUGGCUGUUCGACGAGGCGCAGCUGACCGCCGACAACAUCCACCUGACCGGGCAGCCCGUCCACGAGGGCCAGUGGAGGUACAUUCAGAACCUGGGCCAGGAGCUGAGGAGCACGCUCCGUGACGUACCAGCCAUGUUCGCUCCGGCAUGUCUGUCUCACGAACUCAUAACCAGAACGAACUGGAUGGACAUUCAGGUGAAAGGCUCCUCCCUGCCCAGAGCUCUCCACUGCUGGGACCGAAGCCUCCAGAGCAGCCUGCACCUGAACAGCAGCCAGGGCCUGAAAAAGCCCAGGAGCCCCCCGCUGAGAGGCUGCCCCCUGCAUCUGAUGGACAGCUGCCCCUGGCCGCACUGCAACCCGUCCUGCCCGACCAUCCGGGACCAGCUGACGGGACAGGAGAUGAGCGUGCUCCAGUUCCUCAAGCACAUGGGCUUCGACGUGCAGAAGAUGGCUCAGCAGCAGGGGAUGGAGCCCAGGAAGCUGCUGGGCAUGCUCAGUAACGGAAGCUGAGCCGCUUCCUUUUAAGCUAAAACGGGGGGCUGUUGUGGUUUUUUGGAGGCCAGUGUUUAAAAGCAAACGGAUGACGUGAAGAGGGAAAACUCCUCUGACUCUUGACGCUUCGGUGACAAACUGAACAAUGUGAACAUUCACAAGUGCCUUGUAUAUGAUAAGGACUGAGUUAUGUAUAACCAAGCCAGGUUUGAGCUGUUUAAGGCUUUAUAUGGGAUCAACGUAGACCUACAGAUAUGCUAUAACUCGGAGGUGGGUACAGCCAGUAUAAAGCAGAAACAUAUAUUACAUUCUAAAGCUAAUUUAUUUCCAUAGAACAAAACAAAAAAAUUAAACAGGGUGGUAGAUGUCGAGUUUUUCUCUGUUAUUUUGGAAGAUUAUGGAUUUUAGCUAAUAAAAACCCAAUAGACUCAGUUUCUCCUUGGAUUUGCAUGUUGCAUAACUUCGACAAAAUAGGAUUUUAAAAAGCAAAAUGUCAUCUACCGCAAAAUAUGUUGAUGCGAUGUUCAGCUGGAGUUUUAGUGCAUCGAUGCAGCAGAGCAUCGAGAUCAGCCCUGUGGUGCUGCUGGGAUGUUUUAGUGAAGCAACAGUAAGCUGAAACAGCUUCUGGUAACUCUGGCAGUGUGGGCCGCUGUCAUGUCCUGCUGGAAAAUAAAACCACCGUCUCCAUAAAGCUCGUCAGCAGAGGGAGGCACACUGC
Molecule: messenger RNA, 2582 nt
Organism: Fundulus heteroclitus (mummichog)
Lineage: Eukaryota; Metazoa; Chordata; Actinopteri; Cyprinodontiformes; Fundulidae
Gene: notum1b
Product: notum, palmitoleoyl-protein carboxylesterase b
Exons: 11
Coding region: 320-1882 (520 amino acids)
Molecular function (GO): hydrolase activity
Source: RefSeq, a predicted model, not a curated record